Molecule: messenger RNA, 1174 nt
Organism: Octodon degus (degu)
Lineage: Eukaryota; Metazoa; Chordata; Mammalia; Rodentia; Octodontidae
Gene: Nifk
Product: nucleolar protein interacting with the FHA domain of MKI67
Exons: 6
Coding region: 84-998 (304 amino acids)
Biological process (GO): maturation of LSU-rRNA from tricistronic rRNA transcript (SSU-rRNA, 5.8S rRNA, LSU-rRNA)
Cellular component (GO): nucleolus
Molecular function (GO): RNA binding
Source: RefSeq, a predicted model, not a curated record
UCUACUUCCGCCUCCCGGAAGCGGCGAGCGCGUGAGCGUUUCCAGGACCACCGCGUGGAGCUGAGAGCCGGGCCACCUUCAGCAUGGCGGCAUUCUCUGGGCCCGCCGCCCCCAUUCUGUCUCUGAACCCGCAGGAAGAUGCGCAGUUCCAGAAGGAGGUGGCGCAGGUUCGGCGUCGCGUGACCCAGCAAAAAAAGCAAGAAGAACUUACACCCGGAGUAAUCUUUGUGGGCCACCUACCUCCGGUACUUUUUGAAUCCCAGAUCAAAGCAUAUUUCUCCCAGUUUGGCAGUAUUACAAGAUUCAGACUGUCCAGAAGCAAAAGGACAGGAAAUAGCAGAGGCUAUGCCUUUGUGGAGUUUCAGUCUGAAGAUGUUGCCAAGAUAGUAGCUGAAACGAUGAACAACUACCUCUUCGGCGAAAGACUCCUGGUUUGCCGUUUUAUGCCACCAGAAAAGGUACAUAAAGAUCUUUUUAAAGGCUGGCAAGUUCCAUUUCAUCAUCCAAUAUACCCUGCAGUGAAACGGUAUAAUCAUAAUCGGACACUUCUACAAAAGUUGCGUAUGGAAGAUCGAUUUAAGAAGAAAGAAAAAUUACUCAGGAAGAAAUUAAUUGCAAGAGGAAUUGAUUAUGAUUUUCCUUCAUUAGUUUUAUCUACUAAGAAAAAAGAGGUUUCAGACAAAAAAGAGGUCUCGGACAAAAAAGAGGUCUCCGCGAAAAAGAAAAAAGCUCCAGGCAUACCUAAGAAGAAGAAGAAAAGGGUUUCAAAAGGCUCUCCCAUAAGUCCUGACAAGACUGUGGAUAGCCAGAGCGCCACACCAGUUUGUUCACCAGCAUUUUUGGAGAAACGAAAAUCUGAAGUUGCUGAAAUGAAUGAUGAUAAAGAUGAUGAGAUAGUCUUCAAACAGCCUGUGUCCAGUGUAAAAGAGAUACAAGAGACUGCAACACCCACUCGUUCAGGGAAGAAAAGACCAAGGCGAAGAAAGAGCAAACUGUGAUUCUGAAUGUGUUGUGUGCACCGUAUCUUACCAGUAAUGUGAUUUGUUGUAAGAAUGACUGCUGCGUUGUGCUGGACAAACCAGUUCAACCAAUAGCAAGACUUUCAGAGGAAAAAUGUACUGGUUGUUCAAGGUUGGUGAGGAAAGCAGUCAAUCAUUUCGGCUCGUCUGCUCUC